Messenger RNA from Nylanderia fulva, 5610 nucleotides. It is a transcript of the gene exd, whose product is annotated as PBX homeobox extradenticle. The record is from RefSeq and is a predicted model, not a curated record. Lineage: Eukaryota; Metazoa; Arthropoda; Insecta; Hymenoptera; Formicidae. Gene Ontology annotation, molecular function: DNA-binding transcription factor activity, RNA polymerase II-specific; DNA binding. Gene Ontology annotation, cellular component: nucleus. Gene Ontology annotation, biological process: regulation of DNA-templated transcription.
UCGUCGUCGUCGUCGCCGUCGUCGUCGUCGUCGUCGUCGUCGUGUUGUUGUUGGUUUGCCUUGUGAAACGGGGAACUUGACGCGCGACGUCCGGAUGACCCGGAGAACGACGCCGAUCUUCCUUGGCCGGAACGAGAGACGCAUCGAGGAAGAAAGAUAAGAAGAGAAAGAGAGACGUGUAUAUAUAUUUAUAUAUAUAUAUAUAUAUAUAUUAUAUUAUAUAUAUCUAUAUAUAUAUCGUGGAGGAGAGAAGUGCGGACCGGGCGCGACGCCGACCGUCUCGACACAACCGCGUAUACGUAAAACUCGACAAUCCGUCAAAGUUUAACCCGCCGCCGAAGGCACCAUUUUUCCCUUUGCCCUCUAUAUUGUGUAUACCAGAUUUUAGAAACUGAGGUAAUUAGUGUGAGUGCGGAACGCGCGGAGCAAUAUACAAGGAACGGACGAUAGAAGAUCGGAGGUAAGCGUGUAAGCGGUGCAAGAGCGAGAGGGAAAGAAAGAAAGAGAGAGAGAGAGAAAGAGCGAGAGAAGGAACAAAACGGAGCGUGUGGAGUUAAAACUGCCGAACGAUACGCGCAGAAGGACAAAGACCACAGCGUCGGCAUAACCUCAACACGUUCGCGUUUCGGGGAUCGCUGCGGGAAGCAGCAGUGCAUCGAGUCACGAGGUAUUCGGUCACGACCAAGCUAAAGUGAGCGAGAGGAAGAUAGUAUUUAUAUUUUUGCAAGCGUGCAUCGCGAGGAGAAAGAGAGAAGGAGCACGUGCAUCAUCACACCCGGCAGAUCUCGGCCGAUCCCCGGCGAAGACUUUGUCGACGUGUUCGCGACACCUGGUAUACGAGUUAAUCCCAGUAUAGGUGUGCGUGUGUGUGUGCGUGCGUGGUGCAGCUUCGUCGGUUGUUCUCGACGGGGCGGAUAGAAGUAAAACACACACCGUCGAAGAAGACAUAUAUAUAUAUAUAUAUAAAUAUAUAUAUAUACACGAAGAGGCGAACAUCGGUGGUCGACUGAUACACCACCGAGAGUCGAGGCAGCGGAGUCCGGUUGAUGGAUGAGACUGGCAAUAUGCUGCAACACGGAGGUUCAGGUGUGGGUCUGAUGGGUGGAAACCAGGGCCAGGCGGCCCAGAACACCGCCGGCUACGGCAGCAUGGGGCCGGUCGACGGCACCGCGACCCAGGGUCCCGACCAGGCGGUCGAGGCCAGGAAACAGGACAUCGGCGAGAUCCUGCAACAGAUCAUGAACAUCACGGAUCAGAGCUUGGACGAGGCGCAAGCGAGGAAACACACUCUCAACUGCCAUAGGAUGAAGCCCGCCCUGUUUUCCGUCCUCUGCGAGAUCAAGGAGAAAACUGUUCUGUCAUUGAGAAAUACGCAAGAAGAGGAGCCGCCAGACCCGCAGCUAAUGCGGUUGGACAACAUGUUGAUCGCCGAGGGGGUCGCUGGACCAGAGAAGGGUGGCGGCGCUGGAGCUGCCGCUUCUGCAUCCGCAGCAGCCGCUGCUGGUCCACCUGGUCAACCAGACAACGCCAUUGAGCAUUCGGAUUACAGAGCCAAACUCGCCCAGAUUAGGCAAAUUUAUCACCAGGAGUUAGAAAAAUACGAACAGGCUUGUAACGAAUUCACCACUCACGUGAUGAACCUGUUGAGGGAGCAGAGUCGCACCAGGCCGAUCACGCCGAAGGAAAUCGAAAGGAUGGUUCAAAUUAUCCACAAGAAGUUCUCCAGCAUUCAGAUGCAGCUCAAACAGUCCACCUGCGAAGCCGUGAUGAUUUUGAGGAGUCGAUUCUUGGACGCCAGACGUAAGAGAAGAAAUUUCAGUAAACAGGCAUCUGAAAUUCUAAACGAAUACUUCUACUCCCAUCUCAGUAAUCCUUAUCCAAGCGAAGAGGCGAAGGAGGAGCUGGCACGAAAAUGUGGAAUUACCGUAAGCCAGGUGUCCAAUUGGUUCGGAAAUAAAAGGAUACGCUAUAAGAAGAACAUCGGUAAAGCGCAGGAAGAGGCGAAUCUGUACGCGGCCAAGAAAGCAGCUGACUUGGAACCAAGAUGGAGGAAGUCUCAUCACAGUAAAUCAUUAGCAGCUUUUGCAGGAGCAUCGCCGUACAGCAUGGGCGGUGCCAGCCAGGGCACCCCGACGCCGAUGAUGUCGCCGGCGCCGCCAGGAGGACCCCAGGACAUGGCCGGAUACAGCAUGGGAAUAAACGGAAGUGAAUACGGUUCGCAGCCGUACAACGACGGCUCCAUGGGAUACGACCCGAUGCACCAGGGCAAGGCAUUGGCUGGGGGGCCAGGCGCGCCGGGAUGGAUGCAACAACGCGAAGCGGUGCCCGAAUUUCCGCCACUCCACGAUUCAGCGGACUCUGAUUCCGACCGGGAAAACGAAAAGCGACCGCGCGUCUAAGACUUCUGUGUUUUUUUUUUCUUUUUAUUUUCCUUCCAUCUUUUCUGCGUCGAGACAAACACGCAAUAUUAUUAGGCGAGAGAGAUUGUGCGAACGAUGCGUGUAGAGAGGAGCGAGCGAGAAAUAUACAUCUCUCACACAGACACACACAUACGCAUACAUAUAGCUCUCCCCCAUCGAUACGAAAGAGAAAAAAAAUACCCGUAUACGAUUUCAAUCGUUCGCUAAUGUGUUCCGAAUAUGAGAAGCGUUCGUUCUCGAUUAAUUUUCUCGUUUGGCUGUAUUAUUGGAGGGAUACGUGCAGAUGGAUGUGUGUGUCGCGGAAAACAAAUUCUGGUUAAUUUAAAAUAAUCAGCUGUUGACACUGACAGUUGAGAAGGAGUCUCGCGUUUGCAUCCCUUUCACGUAUCCUCGAUAUCCGGUCUUACCUUAUAGCGAGCAAUUUUAACGAGAAUCUGCGGAUGAGAAUAAUAGUAGAGACACGCGAGCGACGAAAGCGCAGGUCAGUGUGCUCUCCUUAAGGCGGAAGUUCGUUUCUCGGAAGAUAAUAGAGGUCGACGUACACACGCAUCUAGCUAGGGAAAGAGCGUAUACAAAUCAGAGGUAAUUUCCUUGCUCUACGAGCUGACGGUGUUUCCAAAUCCCUUGAAUCAAAAGCUGCGCGAAAACGUCAUUUCCAAGCUGUUUUUAAGUCAUUCGAUUUCUCGUUUUGCAAAAUUUUAUCUAGGAAUCAUAUAAUCACGUCUUGACAGUCUAAAAAAUUUAUUUUUAUUAAAAUUAUUUAAAAUUAUCUUUUUUUUUUAAUUAAAAUUAUCUUCUGCUUAAAAUGAGCUUCCGAAAAAAUUAAUUUUGGAAACACUCCUCUGCCAUCUUUUCGAAAUUACACGUAUACACACAAUCACAUAUGACUCUUCUCUCCAUGCGAUUUUACAUCUUAAUGCCUUGUUACUCGUUUUCUCGACAUGUCAACCCUUUUUUAUGUAAUGCUAGCGAAUAUCUCUUAUGUUUAUUUACGAUUUAAGUCCCGGGCCUUCUUAUUAUCUUUUAAGUUCAGCUUCAAGAUCCCAUGCGCUGAUGAUCUGUCACAUUGCGUUAUACCAAGAGGUUCAAACAUGCAUAGAGAAAAGAAAAUGAACGUCUCAUUGCUAUUGUGAAUAGAUCAAUUGUCAGUGACAAUUUGUUAAUGAAGAUUAAGUUAAGAAAUUCAUCUUUAAUAUAGUUAAUUAAUUUUAUUUUUGUAUAUAUAAUAUAAAAAGAUUGUAUACAGCUUAUAUAUACUUCAGAAUUCGUAUAUAUAAGUAUAUUAUCCUAUAUGUAUAUCCAAGAGCUGCUGUUGAAAAAUUCGUUCUCGACGUCGCAUCCGUAGCUUUGAACCUAUUGGAGCAAUAUUUUUAAAUCGCUCGCAUUCUCGAUUCCAGCAAUGCGAAAAUCACAUUGUCCGAGCGAUUGCGUUAGAAAAUUGAUGUGCAUGACCGUAUAUUUGCGACCGAGCUCGAAAAAAAAAAUUGCGAGCCGUUUUCCAUCUCUCCUUCUCGCCCUUCCUCCCAUGAUUUUUUUCUUUUUUUUUCUCUCUAAUUACGCUACCCCAAGCACGAAAUCUCAUUAAAAUUUGUUUCUUUCAAACUUAUUUCUUCGUCUUUGUCAAUUCCAUUAUUCGACAUACAUCGUACAUAAUGCACACGUACACAUACACACAGCAUCGAAUCCGAAAUCGGGAGCGACUCGAGAUGACAACCGAUCAGCUGUUUUUGACGUUUCGGUGAAUUCUCGAGCGCGGCCAUUCGAUCGGACUCGAUCCACAAAACACAUGAUUGCGCCUGUCUACCCUUAGUUAGUCGUACGUACGUAGGUACAUAUGUAUUGUGUAUACGUAUAUACAUGUGUAUAAAAAAUAUAUAUAUAUAUAUAUAUAUAUAUAUAUAUAUUCUAUAUACUUUUUUGCGCGUAUCUGUAUAACUCGCACGUCAAUCCACGUGGCGGAGAAGAAGAGAUCUGUUGUUAUUAACUAAUCGAGUAGAGGAUUGCGUUUUAAGAGACAAAAAAUGGAAAAAAUUCUUCGAUUGGACGUGCACGCGCGAAUAUGGUUGCUCAGAAAUAUUUUUCUCUCCAUAAGUCAUAGAAUUUUAUCCGGAUAUAAAAGAAACAAUUUAUUUAUAAUUUGUUAUAUUGUACAUAUGAUAUCGAGUUCCGCGAACAUUAGAUAAAAUCAAAUCAAAAUGUUAUAUUUCGAUUUCUCUUGCAAAUCUUUUCGGACGAUUUUUUCCGAUGCUACACGAUGUGAGUGAUUUUUGCGCGCGUACACGGCCGGAUGCUGUUUGCUUUCAGGAGCUGUCGCCUUGAAAUCCUUAGGAGAAACGCAGGAAGAACGCAUACUGACAAAUUUAAAGAGAGAAAAGAGAGAGUGUGUGUGAAUGAGUGAGAAAAAAGAAAGUGAGAGAAAGAAAAGAGUAUUAAAAAAAAGAAUACGAUAGAGACCGCAUUGUUAUCGCGAUAACGCUCGCGCAAUCCGAUCACCUCACUAUCUGUGAUCCGAGGCCCGUCUUUGAACGGCGGGUAAUACGAACUAAAAAUCGAUAUUAAGCUAUUAAGAUUACAUAACGCGCUCGUGUCUGGAGGCACUCGUGUUCUCGCCCCUCAAUCCCGGUCAGAAUUUAUCUGUCUUCACGGAAGCGAGGAUCCCUCCUCGAAUAAAAAUUUGGAAACGAUAUAUCGAUAUAUCGAAAAAUUCGAAAUUCUCAUAUUUACACGUAUAAAUGCAUUUUUUUUUAAAUUUUUCGUCUUUUAUUACAUCAUUAAUUACAAGAUUGGAAAAUGUAAAUUGCGAAGAAGCAAAUCUUCCUCUCGUUCCAAAUUUUAAGAAUAUAACCGGUAAAUCUUGCCAGUAUAUAGCAUUGAAUUUUUCAUAUUUGUCAGCUUUUUGCGGCAUAAAAAGUUGCCUUUUAAAAUCGACGCGUGAAACGUCAUAAACUUACGAGAGGAUCUUCUUCGUUCCACGGUGAUGUUUCUUCCGGUACGAUUUUCUGCAAACGUGCGAUCCGUUUUGGCUUUGAGAAAUCUUCAUCAACACGAAUGCUUCCAGCCAUCGACGACAGUGUUUCCCCUUCUCCCCUCUUUGCGAUCCAUCAAAAGCAAAAAAAAAAUAUAUAACAGAAUGGAAUGCUAUACAUAAGAGACGCGUUGAAAGAAAAACGAGAUGUGAGAAUGAGCGAGA